ACCGGCAGAUUUGUUUUUUUAUUCGCCCCGCCCUAAAUAAAAUCGAAGGCGCUUAAACGUUCAUUUACGAUUAUAACGAUAUGUAUACGAUAUGUGAAAACUAUAUUGAGGGAAAACAUUGAGCGGUCCCAUUACGUCAGUAGCUUUUAUAUUCACAUAACGUUAUCACUUUUGGUUCAUUUAUCUGAAAGUUUUUAUAUAUGUUAAACUAUAUUACAUAAAAUAAAUCCCACUGCGGAGAAAGUCGCAUAGCUCAAGGGGAAGUAGUCGGGCAAGUCCCCGGAUGUUGGAACGACGCAGGCCGCUAACGUGUGGCUAAAGCUAACUAGCUACAUUUAAAGACGCCCUCGCUUUUAAAGAAACAAAACAAAAAGGCCGAAAAUGUUCGGUACUUCGAGGAUCGGUGGGGUUCGAGGAGGCCAGGACCAGUUCAACUGGGAUGACGUCAAGGUGGACAAACACCGAGAGAAUUAUCUGGGAAAUUCCCUCAAGGCUCCAGUGGGUCGAUGGCAAAAAGGCAAAGAUCUGACGUGGUACGCUAAAGACAAAACCGGUCGCACCAGGACGAAAGAGGAGGAGCUCGCUGCCGUCAAGGCUGCAGAACAUGAAGCAUUGAUGGCUGCCUUAGGUCACAAGGUUAUAAAGAGACAACCCACUGGACUGACAAAAGAGGACUUGGCAGAUAUAUGCAGACGAGAAGAUGAUGAAGGCGAAGAGAAAAAUGUGGAUCGGCUCUCCGGGUUGGGAAGUUCCGGCGCCGGCUCACGCAAAAUGGUCCUCUCCCAAAAGGAAAAAGAGGCUGUGAGAAUGGGCCUGCAGGUUUUUACACACCACAAGACUGCAAAUCGUCCAGAAACCUCAACGGCGACGCCAUCAGAGAGUGCCGAAAAAGAAGUAGUGGAGCCGCGUCAGGAGAGCAAGAAGAAAAAGAAAGAAAAGAAGAGCAAAAAGGAGAAAAAGAAGAAGAAGAAAAAGAGGCAGAGAAGCGACACAUCCUCUUCGGAUUCAGACGACGACAGAAAGAGAACCCGUAAGGACCACCACCAUCGUAAUCCAUCAUACCGCAGUCAGAGUGGAGCCAGACCCUAUGACAGCCAUUCAAGGGGGGGACCAAAGGCACAGCAACAGCCCCCACGCCCCCAUCAGCGAGCGCAGCGCCACGACACAGACUCCUCCGACGGGGGGUCCCCUGUCCCCCGUAACCCCUCGGGCCACAAGACGGCCCCUGGCCGUGCCGCACAAAGCCGCAGGCGACGCCACGACACAGACUCGGACAGCUAAUGUGCUUCUGCGCCACCCGGGCCCCGCCCACUCACUCACUCAUAAAGGCGCCCUUCAGAAGCUUGACCGCUCCUGAAGACCUCAUUUACCUAAUGGAGGCAUUUUUGUUGAUAGCCUUUUAUGACCGCCUCUUUGUUUGUUUUUUAUCUCACAAUCACAACGAUUAAACCUUUAAAAUAUCAUUCAGCAUUAGCCUUUAGUUGUUUUUGGGUGCAUUACAAACGCCGAAUUCUAUCAAUCUCUAUUAUUUUAAAGCGCUACAAAAGUUGAAAGGUUUUAAAAUGUUUGAUAUCCCUGUAUUGAAGUUACCAAUAAGAUUGCCUACCGAAAUAUCAUGUACCUGAAAGCGAAAUGACGAGCGUGAAAAUGACUAACAAUCUAACGGAGUACUUUGACUUUAUUUUACAGCGAUUAAAGCAUCCUUGUGCAGUUA
Syngnathus acus (greater pipefish) is the source of this 1714-nucleotide messenger RNA. RefSeq names its product chromosome 17 C1orf35 homolog (gene c17h1orf35). The record is from RefSeq and is a predicted model, not a curated record. The coding region runs from base 382 to 1281 and encodes 299 amino acids. The transcript has 8 exons. Lineage: Eukaryota; Metazoa; Chordata; Actinopteri; Syngnathiformes; Syngnathidae.